AUGCCGAGAGCUAUCAGAGGUGUCCUGGUGGAGUGCGACCCAUCUAUCAAGUCCAUCAUUGUCAAGAUCGAUGCCGGAGAUCACGCUUUCAUUGUUGAAGAGCUUGAUGAUCAGACCUUGGUGAUCAAAGAGAAUAUGCUGGCAAUUCUGAAGCAGAAAUUGGACGAUAUUCUGAAAGAGACUCAAGCUGUUGCGGAUGAGUCAGAUAUGGAUUAG
Cadophora gregata is the source of this 216-nucleotide messenger RNA. RefSeq names its product TFIIH complex subunit tfb5 (gene TFB5). Gene Ontology annotation, biological process: transcription initiation at RNA polymerase II promoter; nucleotide-excision repair; transcription by RNA polymerase II. Lineage: Eukaryota; Fungi; Ascomycota; Leotiomycetes; Helotiales; Ploettnerulaceae. The record is from RefSeq and is a predicted model, not a curated record. The coding region runs from base 1 to 216 and encodes 71 amino acids. Gene Ontology annotation, cellular component: transcription factor TFIIH holo complex; transcription factor TFIIH core complex. The transcript has 3 exons.